GCCGAACGUUCUCGAUUUCAAAACCCUUUUUAAAAAUUUCCAAGCGACGCCGUUUCUGCAGGUCCAUGACUCCAUCCCAUCAAACGACGACGCUUCGAGGACAGCGCGAAUGACGGUUACCUCCAGAAAUGUAUGGAAGAGUCGAGAAGCACGAAGGAGACGAAGCGAGAAGGAACCCGAACAGAGUCUCUCGUAUAUAUAACCUUCGUCUUCUCCUUCCCUACCAACUCCAGAAAAUUGCUUCAAGUUGCUGUUGCGAUAGCCAAAACCUAGCUCGGUCUCUUUUCUCGUUUCUGUCACUCUCUUGAAGAGGGCUGUUCGUGUUAAUUUGUUCCCGGUUGUGUAGAUUGCUCAAGGUUGAAGGAGAUGGCGGAUGUUAACAUGGCUGAUGCGGAGACCUUUGCCUUCCAGGCUGAGAUCAACCAGCUUCUGAGCCUCAUAAUCAAUACUUUUUACAGUAACAAGGAGAUUUUCCUUCGGGAACUCAUCAGCAACGCCUCUGACGCGCUGGAUAAGAUCAGAUAUGAGAGUUUGACGGACAAGAGCAAGCUCGAUGCUCAGCCUGAGCUUUUCAUUCGGAUUGUUCCUGACAAUGUGAACAAGACGCUCUCGAUCAUCGACAGUGGAGUUGGUAUGACCAAAGGAGAUUUGGUGAACAAUUUGGGGACAAUUGCGAGGUCUGGCACAAAAGAAUUCAUGGAAGCUUUACAGGCCGGGGCAGACGUGAGCAUGAUUGGGCAAUUCGGCGUCGGUUUUUACUCCGCUUACCUUGUUGCGGAGAAGGUCAUUGUGACCACUAAGCAUAACGACGACGAGCAGUACGUUUGGGAAUCACAAGCUGGUGGUUCUUUCACCGUCACAAGGGACGUCAGCGGAGAGCAACUUGGCAGGGGUACCAAGAUCACCCUCUUCCUGAAGGAGGACCAGCUGGACUACUUGGAAGAGAGGAAGAUCAAGGACCUUGUGAAGAAGCACUCUGAGUUCAUUAGCUAUCCAAUCUAUCUCUGGACCGAAAAGACUACAGAGAAAGAAAUCAGUGAUGAUGAAGACGAUGAACCCAAGAAAGAAGAGGAAGGAGAUGUUGAGGAUGUUGAUGAGGAGAAGGAAACCAAGUCCAAGAAGAAGAAGAUCAAGGAGGUUUCCCAUGAGUGGCAGCUCAUCAACAAACAGAAACCCAUCUGGCUGCGCAAGCCAGAGGAGAUCACGAAGGAGGAAUAUGCUUCCUUCUACAAGAGCUUAACCAACGAUUGGGAAGAUCAUCUCGCCGUGAAGCACUUCUCCGUCGAGGGACAGCUCGAAUUCAAGGCCAUUCUCUUUGUUCCUAGAAGGGCUCCGUUCGAUCUAUUCGACACGCGGAAGAAGAUGAACAACAUCAAGCUCUAUGUGAGGAGGGUGUUCAUCAUGGACAACUGCGAGGAGCUCAUCCCGGAGUACCUCGGGUUCGUGAAGGGAGUUGUCGAUUCCGAUGACUUGCCACUCAACAUCUCUCGUGAGACGCUGCAGCAGAACAAGAUUCUGAAGGUGAUCAGGAAGAAUAUUGUGAAGAAAUGCAUUGAGAUGUUCAACGAGAUAGCUGAGAACAAAGAGGAUUACAAUAAAUUCUACGAAGCUUUCUCGAAGAAUUUGAAAUUAGGCAUCCACGAGGACAGCCAGAACAGGGCUAAAUUGGCAGAUCUGCUUCGCUACCACUCGACGAAGAGCGGCGAGGAGCUUACCAGCUUGAAGGACUACGUUACCAGGAUGAAAGAGGGCCAGAAUGACAUCUACUACAUAACCGGUGAGAGCAAGAAAGCAGUUGAGAACUCACCAUUCCUGGAACGGCUCAAGAAGAAAGGAUACGAAGUUCUGUUCAUGGUGGAUGCAAUUGACGAGUACGCCGUCGGGCAAUUGAAGGAAUACGACGGGAAGAAGCUGGUUUCUGCCACAAAGGAAGGAUUGAAGCUUGACGACGAGACAGAGGAAGAGAAGAAUAAAAGAGAGGAAAAGAAGAAGUCGUUCGAGAAUCUCUGCAAGACCAUUAAGGACAUUCUGGGAGACAAGGUGGAGAAGGUGGUGGUUUCGGACAGGAUUGUGGACUCGCCGUGCUGUUUGGUGACCGGCGAAUAUGGAUGGUCGGCGAACAUGGAGAGAAUCAUGAAAGCUCAGGCGCUAAGGGACAGCAGCAUGAGCUCGUACAUGUCUUCCAAGAAAACAAUGGAGAUUAAUCCGGACAACGGGAUCAUGGAGGAGCUGAGGAAGAGAGCUGAGGCCGAUAAGAACGACAAAUCGGUGAAGGAUCUGGUGUUGUUGCUAUUUGAGACUGCGCUCUUGACGUCUGGGUUUAGUCUGGAUGAUCCGAACACAUUUGCGGCAAGAAUCAACAGGAUGUUGAAGCUGGGGCUGAGCAUCGAUGAAGAAGAGGAGGGAGGAGAGGACAUGGAGAUGCCGGCAUUGGAGGAGGCGAACGAGGAGAGCAAGAUGGAGGAAGUAGACUAAAUUAAGCUAGGUGCUGCUGCAAUGGCCAGAUGAUCGCUUGUUUUGUAUGGAGAUCUUGCUUGCAGUCAACCUUUUUCUUGCUGUUUGUUUUGGGUUUUGAGGUUUUAGAGUUUUGGGGUUAGUGUAUUUCUGGGUUUGGUAGUUGGUGUCUGUAUUGUGCGACUUGGUUACCGCCUCCCCGCAUUUUGUAUAAUUGUACGGCGUGUGGGUAUAAAAUUAAUCUGCGUGAAUUCCUCACAAA
This is a messenger RNA of Malania oleifera, 2716 nucleotides long. Its product is annotated as heat shock protein 83. Gene Ontology annotation, molecular function: ATP-dependent protein folding chaperone; ATP binding; ATP hydrolysis activity. Gene Ontology annotation, biological process: cellular response to heat; protein stabilization; protein folding. Bases 367 to 2475 code for a protein of 702 amino acids. Gene Ontology annotation, cellular component: plasma membrane; protein-containing complex; cytosol. The transcript is spliced from 4 exons. NCBI's taxonomy places the organism in Eukaryota, Viridiplantae, Streptophyta, Magnoliopsida, Santalales, Ximeniaceae. The record is from RefSeq and is a predicted model, not a curated record.